GAUGCUAAAAGUACCGGAAUAGCUCACGAUGGAUUGUUCCUUCAAUGAAUGCGGUGUCUGCGCAUCGGAGUCAGUUGUUGCUUUCUGUGAAAACUGUAAUUUUGGAAUUUGUGAAACGUGUUUCCAAAAUCACAAAAAGCCAACCAAGUUAUUUCAGAACCACGUGGCAUUUGUAAUUGACUUAAAUCAAACGAAUAUAGAUGCGGGAAGAGCAGACAAUCAAUCAUGUGAGGCUUUUAAAAAGAUUUCGGAUGAUAUCCAUACUCACAAAUGCGAUAAACAUCCAACAGAAAAUUUGGUUUUCUUCUGUGAAGAGCACACAGAAACACUUUGUGGCCGAUGUAUAUAUUCAAGCCACAAAUCCUGCAAAUUGGUUGAUUUAUUUGAGGUUACUGUUGACGAUGACGAAGUAAGUGCUUGCAAGGCCCAACUUAAAUCCUUGGCCGAAAUUUUGAAUUCAACUGAUAAUAGAAUUGAACAAAAUACUAACGACAAUAACGCAUGCAAGCUAGAAUUUCUCAAUAAUCUUCAGAAAUUGCGAACAGAACUUAUCACGUGGUUUGAUCGUCUACGAAUAAAAUGCGAAACGCAAUGCAGCGAAACGUUUGAAACUUAUGCCGAGCGUUUAACACAAGUUCGAACAUUUAGCCAAAACUACAUAAAGCGUAUUCAAGAACGACAAGACUUAAUUGAUUAUUUACAAACACAAAACCAUGUAAACAAGUUGUAUCUGUUAUUAAAUCAAGUAAAACAAGAAAUUGAGGAGGUCAAAUCAACAAUAAAAGGGCUCAGCGUCGAUAGCACUUUUAACGGUUACGUCUUCAAACGCAGCAGUGGCAUAGAGGAUUUGUUGAAUGCCCAUGCAUUUGAAAUCGGUGGCCUAGAGGAGUGGUGUAGCGGAAGUGACGAAAUAUCGGACUACACGUUAUCAACGCUCACGGGUUCAAGAUUGGGAACAGAGGCAGAACACAGUGGAGCGUUAGAUGGAAAAAAUGACACGCCAACGGUUGACUCUAAAUCAGAAUAUUCACGGAAAGGUGACAAGAACUUGUUUACGGAGUUUAGUUCAGAAUCAGCUGAUGACAGUAGCAAUGGAGGCAUGAAUAAAUGGUCAAAAUCAGAUAUGGGAAUGCAUAAUACGUCAGGUUGCCAUGGUCACACAGAUAGUUAUUCCGGCGAGAGCGUACUAUUUGUGUCUGAUACUAAAACAGAUUGCACGGGGCACGUUGAUAAAAUGGAAAACUCAUGUAAAGAAAUACCAUCCCAAACUGAACACAAACCGGAACCUUUAAAUAAAGUUUUGAACAGAUUAUGGAGACCUAUGGAGCUGCAUGCAUCGGAACCUUUGUCAAGGAUUGUUAUCAUUGAAGGAAUUCAAAGUGGAACCUCCGAAAGCAGUCUGAGAGAGCAGCUUCUAGAUUUUCUGAACAAAUAUAAUCUGCAGUUGGUGUUUCUUGAAACAGCAAAUGAAGCGCAUGCUCUAUGCAACACUGAUUCUGAUGCAAAAUCACUUUUGAAAGAGAAACUGCAGAACUUGAAAACGAAGCCACAUCCUCAACCGGUCGUUGAGAAUUACUCAUACAGCAUUGGCAAAGACACGCUAAAACACGUUUUAUUGAUUGACUUCUUAAAGAAGAAAAAAUUUACACAGCCAUACUUUACGUAUAAUGAAGACCAGGGUAUUUUGAAAGUAACAUCACCUACAAUGUAUGGCAUACAGUAUAUCAAGUGGUCAUUGGACGCAUACGAGUUCAAGUCGUAUAAGAAUAUUACUGAGCUGAAGUACGAAUUGCUAAUGGCAAAGCACGGUUCUGAAAUACUUGGCGUAGGCAAAACAGAUGGUGAAAUUUUAUUUAAUAAUGGCUCUAUAUCAUUGGUGUGCCGGAAAAGUUGUGUGCAACCAAUAGACACAUAUAUCAUAAAACUUCUCCAAUGCGAAGGUGAAAAAGAAUGGUCACUUAGAAUGACAGAUUUAACAAACGUUGAUAAAACGUGCGAAGAACUGGUGGGCAAUGGAUGUGAGUGUAUGGUCACAAAACAAGAGGAGCCAAGACUCAUUGUUAUGUUUCAGAAUUAUGAUGAUGUUAACAAAGUAACACAAAUAGUUAGUUCCUUUCUAAGAAAAAAUGUUAUGCCAACACGCAGUCAACGAAGCAAGAGGUUCUGAACCGCUGAAAGGAUAAUUAACUCCAACUAAGAUAUCUAUUCAGAACAUGUUGCGUCUGACAGAAAAAGGACAUUUCUUGGUUUAUAUCAUGUUUAAUAUAAGCAGACUCGGUUUAAAUUUUGUUUUAUCAAGCAAACAUGUGUGAUGGGCUUUUUGAUUUUAUAGUAAAUGCGGCAAAUGAAAAUCUCUCCAAAGAUUCCGAAGUUUGUCGGGUUAUUGCAGAUCGUUCCGGAAAUGAACUAACAAAAGAUGGAGACAAUUAUGCCCGCGCAUGUGAGCCAAUACAAGAAGGAGAAGUGGCUGUUACAACGACUAGACUUCUUCCGUAUUAUUGUUUUAUUUAUGCUAUAAGACCUAUAUGAGCAAAUUACAACACUAAAACAUAGAAAGCUGUUUAGCAAUAUGGCACAACUGUUUACAGUUUGGUUUUGAGAAGUCUUUCGACUGCCAAAUGAUCGGUAGAUGAAAUCGGUUGAAAUACCGGUCAUUAGUUCUGUUAAAUUUUGCUUGUUCGCAUGCUUAUUUAUUAUCAGACACAUAAACUGAACGGUAUUUAAUGUUUGUAAAAAAAUCAAAAUCAUUUGUGCAAGCACGAAUGAUCGUUUUCAUUAUCAAACAGUACAUAGAGAUAUGUUAUACAUAAGGACAUUUUGUUUUCGUCUUUGGUUUAAACAUGACGAUUGCAUCACAAAUCCUUUGUUGUUAAAUAUAAUAUCUACAUUAUUAAUUUGUUAACAAACAUGCCAUA
Messenger RNA from Dreissena polymorpha, 2915 nucleotides. RefSeq lists its product as uncharacterized. Gene Ontology annotation, molecular function: zinc ion binding. The coding region runs from base 29 to 2167 and encodes 712 amino acids. NCBI's taxonomy places the organism in Eukaryota, Metazoa, Mollusca, Bivalvia, Myida, Dreissenidae. The record is from RefSeq and is a predicted model, not a curated record. The transcript is spliced from 6 exons.